GACGGCUUUAUGAGAACAACUGUUUAGCGACCCAAGACGGUACAGACAAACCAGGAGUCUAAGCAAUGGAAAGCAGUUGAGUGAGAUGGAUAUAAAGACGAAAGCGAAAAUUAUAAUAAUAAAAAAAUACAGUUCAUAUGUAGAAACAAAAAAAUACAAUAAAAUAGGAAUAAACUGAGUAAUCGGUUAAAAAGUUUUGAGUGCGAGGAGCUUUAGUAUUCGCAGAAAGGUUGAUUAAUAGCUUCGAAAUGUUUUUAUGUUGUAAGCUCAUAGUUCAUAUAUUGAGGGCCAGGAUACUGCCAGGGUGACCAAACCAAAUCAGGUCUCCAAGUCAUCCAGAUUCUUUCGUGGGUGUAGGUUGCACUUGACGUUAAAUAUAAUCAUAAAUCUGUUAGUCAAACAGGUAGAGUGGCAGUGGAUAUCUCAGGUUUUCGUCACUCUAGACGACAAUUCUCCACAAACCCUUACAUGGUUGCAUGAGUUUGAGUAGAAAGUCAUGAGCGAUACUCCAUUCAAAGUCACUGCCACAGCACCUCACGGUUGACAAAGUCGAACAUCUGCAGGUCAACCAUGAGUAAGAAUACCUAUGUUUCAAAAAUUAUCUGGUUGAGAAGAUUCGAUCAAUGCACGCUCUUUCAAAUCUGAAGCUUUCUUAGUUUUCUCGAUUUUGUUGUUCUUGAAACCCGGUCAAAAGUCAUAUUACUAUGAAUCGGAAUAUUUUGACCGCGAUAUUAUUCAGACGGAUUCCUUUGUAGUUGUGACGCACUAUAAUUGGAGAAAGAGAUUAAUUACUGAAUUUUUGUCCUUCGAAAAGAUAUCCAACGCACGCAACAGUGAUAAUGAGCAUCACAUAUUAUUUUAACUAACUAAUUUCGUCAUUACUAGACCGAAUUUUCCCAGGUGAUAGGUCAUUUUUGUAAUUUGAAAGUGUCGUCUGUUUAGAGUAUUCGACUGGAAUAAUAAUUUUGAUCAUGAUUUUUUAAUUUAGAGCUAUUUUACUAUUUUAGUACUUGUUUCAAUAGACUAUCCCUUUUCUUUCUUUUUUAGGCCUUUACAGGAGGCGAAGGCGGUAAAGCAGCGGUUUGAUGACUUAUUUGCAUCCUCUCGCUACGUGAAAGCAUUGGAUGCGAUCAGAAAAUGCAAACAAGAGAACGACGGCAAUGUUAAACUGUAUAAAACGGAGUUGAAACACUUAACGAAAAAUCGUGAUGAUGCUUCUAAACUUCGUUCUGAAAGAGAAGAAAUACUCCAUUCAAUAGAAAAACAAGAAAGAAAUUUAGAAGAAAUGUCUGCUAAAAUUCAACCUGUUGUUGAACAACUCAAUCGUUACAAAAAGCGCUACGCAGAGCUUACACAACUGCAAGCUGAGAUUAAAUCUUGUGAAGCUGAACGUGUUCAUUUGACCGAUACUAUCACAAAUUUAAUGGCAAAUAUACAUGACGAAUUUAAAGGAAGUGAUGAAGAUUUGAAGUAUUUGAUAGAGGAUGCUGAGACAGAAUAUGAGAAGAAAAACUUUCAGCUCAGCCAGUAUGAAAACCUCCUACAAAGAAAACGUAAAGAGUUGACUACUUUGGAAGCUAACCGGACCGAAAUCAUGGUCGAACAAGCACAAGUAGAAAUGGAACUUAGGCGUUUAAACGAAGCAGUAACCGGUCGUGAUAUGAUUUUAGCAUCAGUUGUUGCAAACCACGUUCCUGGAGAUAAAUAUACAGAUGUCAAACAGUUUUGUGAUGCAGACGUACAGUACAUAAUGGAGCAUAUGGAAGGGUUGUUACAUGAAUCUGAAAACCAAUUAACGGAAAUUAAGAUUAUAUCAGCGAAUGAAGAAAGAAAAGUCCAGGCCGAUGUUGAUGUGGUACGGGAUGAAUUGUCUGGUAUAAAACAGAAGAUAGAAACAACGAAACGUAGUUUGAAUCAAAAUGACCAUCAAGUGGCUACUGUUAAGAAGCGCUUGGAAAAUGAACACACGUUGAAUAAACGCAUUGAACAAAUCAAAAAUGAAUACCAAAAGGCUGAAAUCGCUGUAAAGGAUCUAGAUAUUGAUGAUGAGCUGAAUAGUUUGCGUCAGUCAAUAUCACAGUCGUUAUCAGAGAAAAAGAAACUAGAAAGCUCCAUCAGUUCACUAGAUGAUAAAAUUGCAACACUUCAAAAGAAUGCGAGCAAAUAUCGUGAACUAGAAUCAAUGCAGAAAGAACGGACAACGAAACUUGAAGGUGUCCGUAAAAUACGAAGUCGUCAUGCUGAAGCACUGGAACAGGUAUUUGCUUGUGGCGUGAUUCCUUCUAUAGCGACAGAAAAGUCACUUGAAGAGCAAGCAAGUCAUAACAACGUUCGAUCAUUUCUCAAUGACCAGUCACGUUUGAGAAUUGUGUUUUCUAAACGAUUGAAUGAAUUAGACCAGUCAACUAGAGAGACGCGGAAACAACUGGCCAAACUCGAACAGGAACGUUCAUCGCUUGAAGCUAGUUCUAAAUUUAAUAGAACUCAUCUGCAAGAAAAACGUGACCAGCUUAAAGUAUUGGAAGAAAAAAUUUUAUCUGUACUUGGUUCCGAUAACUUUGAACAGACCUUUGAAAAUCUUCAACGGAGACGUGAAUUUUUAGAAGAGGAAUGUGCAAAUGAACAAGGAAGUAUGUUUUUGUGGAGUAAAUUUCGUGAUCGAUUAUCGCGUGUGGAUUCUGACUGUCCAGUUUGUCAUCGAUGUCUUGAUAGCGAUACUGAACGUAAUGAGUUACUCAAUGAAAUCGAUAGUCGAAUUCAAUCAAUACCCACAGAAUCAGAACGUAAAAAACGAGAGCUCAAAGAAAUUGUUUCUCGUAUGGAAUCACUGGUUGAAUUACGCCCAAUAAGCUUAGAAAUCAAAAACUUAAACGGUCGAGAAAUUCCAACUUUGGAAUCAAAAGUGAAAUCUGAAUUAGACAAACUUGCUGCUGUACGCAGUCAAAGGGAUGAGGCAGCUGCUGUUCUUGAAACAUGUCAAGCGGAUGAAUCCCUAGCUAAGACUGUGCAAGGUGAUUUAGCUAUAUUAGAGCGCCUAGAAAAUGAGUCGUAUGAAUUGACGCUUAAAAUUAAUCGUUUUAGAACCGAGUUCACAGAUUUCGAAACAACUGAUUCUCAAUCCGUUGAUGCUUUACAAGAAGAAAGGAAAACGUUACGUGAAACACUGCUUACAUCUUCUGACAUUAUUGAUCAAAAACAAAAACGUGUUGAUCAACUGAAUCAAGCCAAACAUCAAGCUGUCAGUGAAAUGCACAAACUCAAAGAUCAGAUGCACAAAUUAGAGCAGGAAAAUUUGGAUAAUAUUCGACUAAGAGAUGAGCUUUCACGCUUAACUUGUGACUCUGAAACACGCAGGAUUGAAUUAUCUGAAUUAGAAUGUAAUCAGCUCCCAGCUGUUCAUCGUCGAUGGACUGAAGCAUGUGAUCAACGUAAUCGUCUUACUAAGAACCGUGAGCAUACAAUUGAGCAAGCCACUACAAAGGUUAAUGAAAUUCGUGAUCGAUUGAAAAAUCUGACAGAAGCAUGCACUUCUGUCAGAAAUGCAUCCAGUUCCCAGCCCAAAAAUAAACUAAAAGCUAUUCAAGAAAAUUUGGAAGAAAUUCAAACAAACUUAUGUCACAUCAAAUCCGAAGUGGAUACUUGUAACGAAAAUGUUGAACUUUUAAAAAAACAAAUCAGUGAACAUAAAAUACGUCAGCGAGAAUUGGCUGACUGUUCUCAACUUCGUCAACUGCGUUGUCAGCUGACUUCCUUAACACAACGAACAGAAUCCCUCGUACAGAAUCAAAAGACCUGUGACAAUUUUCCUGGAUCGGAUCAAGAUUUGAUCAAAGAAACAAAGCGCUUAUCACUGGAGGAAGAAAAGCUUCAUUCACUUAAACAGGAUAUAUCCAACCGAUUGAGUGAAUCAAGAGCAAAACUGCUUUAUCUCAAUCGUGAUUUAAAUGAGAAAUACGCCAACGCUGACAGUGAAUAUCGUGAUAUGAUGUACCAGCUUAAAACUUCGGAAUUGGCUUGUACAGAUCUUGAACGUUAUUACAAAGCUCUUGAUCGAGCUAUCAUGUCCUAUCAUGCUGUUAAGAUGGCUGAUUUGAAUAAAAUUAUCCGAGAAUUAUGGAGAAGCACAUACCGUGGGAAUGACAUAGAUUACAUCGAAAUAUGUAGCGAAGAAGAUACAACCGUAGCCUCGAAUGUCAGCAGAACGCGAAGAACUUACAAUUAUCGUGUUGUAAUGGUGAAGGCGACAGGAUGGACUAAGUCAAUCUCGCGACCUAAGUCUAAAAAUUCCAAUGGAGACAACAACGAAGCUCGUUUAGAUAUGCGUGGUCGAUGUUCAGCCGGACAGAAAGUACUAGCCAGUCUCAUCAUUCGUUUAGCUCUGGCUGAAGUUUUUUGCUUACAUUGUGGAGUACUUGCACUCGACGAACCAACUACAAACCUUGACAGGGAAAAUAUUGAAAGUCUAGCUCAUGCACUCGUAGAAAUAAUAAAGAACAGAAGACGUCAAAAGAAUUUUCAGCUAAUUGUUAUUACACAUGAUGCAGACUUCGUCGAAUUACUAGGCAGAUCAGACUAUGUGGAGAACUUUUUCCUACUAUCUCGUGAUGCACAAGGUUUAUCGGAGAUCCGAAAAGUCCCUAUCGGAGAACAUUUCCAUUAAUUUAUACAGAAGCAUGCACUUUUAUAUACUUCAAUACAACUUUAUAACA
This is a messenger RNA of Heterobilharzia americana, 4709 nucleotides long. The record is from the annotation of a GenBank genome assembly. NCBI's taxonomy places the organism in Eukaryota, Metazoa, Platyhelminthes, Trematoda, Strigeidida, Schistosomatidae.